AUGUCUCUCCAGAACGUCAAACACAUCACGCUCGUGCUGUCGGGCAAAGGCGGCGUGGGCAAAUCCAGCGUCACAACCCAACUCGCGUUAUCGCUCUCGCUGCAAGGCCAUUCAGUCGGCGUACUCGAUGUCGACCUCACUGGACCUUCGAUUCCGCGCUUCUUCGGUAUCGAGUCCUCGAAAGUUACGCAAGCACCGGGAGGAUGGCUCCCCGUGCCGGUUCAUGAAGAGCAAGCAAAUGGCGAACAAAAGAUUGGAAAACUGAGCUGCAUGUCCUUGGGCUUUCUGCUGGCAAGCAGAGGAGACGCAGUAGUGUGGCGUGGACCCAAAAAGACGGCUAUGGUCAGGCAGUUCCUAUCGGAUGUACAGUGGGGCCCGCUGGAAUAUUUGUUGAUCGACACGCCGCCCGGGACAAGCGAUGAGCAUAUCUCACUGGUCGAGACGCUGUUGAAGAAUGCUACGCCUGAACAGUUAGCGGGCGCGGUUGUUGUCACCACGCCACAAGCGAUCAGCAUCAGCGAUGUUAAGAAGGAAAUCAACUUCUGUAAGAAGACGGGUGUCAAGGUGCUUGGCGUUAUCGAGAACAUGGCCGGCUUCGUAUGCCCGAACUGCUCGGAGUGCACGAAUGUCUUCUCAAAAGGCGGUGGUCAAGCUAUGGCUCAAGAGUUCUCGGUGCCAUUCCUUGGAAGCGUGCCAAUCGAUCCUAUGUUCAUCCGACUCAUCGAAGAGGGCAAGCGACCAGUGUACCCGGAAGGGACCAUCAUCGAAGGCCAGGACAUGCAAGCCAAGAACAACGAAAACGACAUCGAAGGAUUGCUGGUUGAAAAGUACGAUUCAUGCUCUCUCAGUCCUAUCUUCAAAGGCAUCACCAAGGAAAUCACUACAGGAAUUGAGCCGUGA
Molecule: messenger RNA, 900 nt
Organism: Lecanosticta acicola
Lineage: Eukaryota; Fungi; Ascomycota; Dothideomycetes; Mycosphaerellales; Mycosphaerellaceae
Source: the annotation of a GenBank genome assembly